UUCAAGAUACUUGGAAUCAAGAGAGUUUAGCAGUCACCAUAUAAAUGAUAAUCUUAUGGUCUUGCUCAUCUUCUGCAGAUCUAAAAGGUUUGGGCUUGCAGACAGGUUCUUUUAGUUUGAGGCAGAUUAAAGCAGCUACCAACAACUUUGAUCUUGCUAAUAAGAUUGGAGAAGGUGGUUUUGGUCCUGUUUACAAGGGCCAGUUGACAGAUGGUAAGGCUAUUGCUGUUAAGCAGCUAUCAGCGAAAUCAAAGCAAGGAAAUCGCGAAUUUGUGAAUGAAAUUGGCAUGAUUUCUGCUGUGCAACAUCCUCAUCUUGUAAAGCUAUAUGGAUGUUGUAUUGAAGGAAAUCAACUCUUGCUAAUAUACGAGUACAUGGAGAACAACAGCCUUGCUCGUGCAUUAUUUGGCCCAGAAGAAUGCCGGUUGAAAUUAGAUUGGCCAACUAGACAAAAGAUCUGCAUUGGUAUAGCAAGAGGUUUAGCUUAUCUCCAUGAAGAAUCAAGGUUGAAGAUCGUGCACCGAGAUAUCAAGGCUACCAAUGUAUUGCUUGACAAGGAUCUAAAUCCUAAAAUAUCUGACUUUGGACUUGCCAAGCUUGAUGAAGAGGAUAAUACCCAUAUUAGUACUCGCAUUGCUGGAACUAUGGGUUACAUGGCUCCUGAAUAUGCAACACGGGGUUACUUAACUGACAAAGCAGAUGUUUAUAGUUUUGGAAUUGUGGCCUUGGAAAUUGUCAGUGGAAGAAGCAACACAAUUAGCAAAACAAAAGAAAAUAGCUUUUAUCUUAUUGAUUGGGCUCUUCUUUUGAAGGAGAAAGGCAACUUGUUAGAAUUAGUUGAUCCAAGAUUGGGAUCUAACUACAACAAAAAUGAAGCAAUUAAAAUGAUAAAUGUGGUACUGCUAUGCACAAACCCUGCUCCAACUGCUAGGCCUAUUAUGUCUUCUGUAGUGAGCAUGCUUGAAGGGAAGACUAAUGUUGAUGAGUUGAGUCUCGAUCUUGGUACAUCUAUAGAAUCAUUGAGGAAAUUCUAUCAGACUCUUGAAGAAGAAGGUGCUCAAGAAAACCAAACACAGAGUACGUUAGUAGAAUCUUUGCGACUUCCCUCUUCUUCUUCAUCUGCAGCUGACCUCUAUCCAAUCAAUUUGAGCUCUAGUUAUUUGCAAAAUAGAGAUUAGAACGAGGAGAAUUCUGCAAAUCAUCUUGCUAUUGGCCCUGAGAACAUUUAUAAGUACUUAAAUUAAUUUGGAUUUUAGAUUGUUCGAGUCUACAGAACAUAUAUCAUGUUAAAGCACAGUUGAGGUUUGAAUUGUGGCAUCAUUGUAAUAUAGUUUGGUAAGGAAAUACAACAAUGAUAAACCAUCUGGUAGAGGAAGGACAUUCAAUCUGUUUACCAUCACCAACUUCAGAAUAAGUAAUAAUGUGUAUG
This is a messenger RNA of Rubroshorea leprosula, 1429 nucleotides long. Lineage: Eukaryota; Viridiplantae; Streptophyta; Magnoliopsida; Malvales; Dipterocarpaceae. The record is from the annotation of a GenBank genome assembly.